This is a messenger RNA of Synchytrium microbalum, 1881 nucleotides long. RefSeq lists its product as uncharacterized. Gene Ontology annotation, molecular function: guanyl-nucleotide exchange factor activity; small GTPase binding. Gene Ontology annotation, cellular component: endocytic vesicle; cytosol. The transcript is spliced from 6 exons. Lineage: Eukaryota; Fungi; Chytridiomycota; Chytridiomycetes; Synchytriales; Synchytriaceae. Gene Ontology annotation, biological process: vesicle-mediated transport. Bases 1 to 1881 code for a protein of 626 amino acids. The record is from RefSeq and is a predicted model, not a curated record.
AUGGCCUUCACCUUUCCUCAAUUGUCGGAAAUCGAGUUAUCCAGCCAUCCAAUGUUAAAGACAUUAUUAAAGGACAAUGCUAUAUAUCAAAGUGUGAGAGCACUGCUCAGAUCUAAAAGGGCACUGGUGAUGUUACCAGUGAAGGAAGCAUGUCCGACUACUAUCUCAAGGCUGUUUAUCGAAGCUCACGCAUUUCUAGUUAAUGCCAAGAACACUCAUCAACUUGUCAGCUUGGCUGGACUCAAGGCUACAAUCGUCGGAUCAAAUAUCGUCUUCACUGGCAGGACAGAUGUAAACAUGUUCAAUCUGUCAACUAAUGCCACAGACCUGGCCUCGCUAUUCGAACACUUUCUGCCCGAAGCUUCGAUAGAUAUAAAUACAGUUCCACACGUAGUCCCAAUCUCCGAAAACCGAUAUCUGCAUGCUCUCGAAGAUAACGAAUUCAUAGAAGUCAUACUCAUGAAACGAAGUAUAACCGAGGAUGAUGGAAAACCACCAGGAAAACAAACUAUAAAGCAAUCACCAUUACAACAACCAUCCUAUUCAAUACUCCCAUCCUUUUUAUCCAGAGAUAUUGUAUCGCGCAACGGUGAUGUAGCGCUGGGAUUAGAGGACUUACCCGCUCCACAAGACGCCGAAACAACGUACUUUCUCGAUACUGUGAAGACACCGUCCUUCACGUCCAUACAGCUCGAAACCAGUAAAUUCCUCUUGGAAAUGGAAAAGUCAAACAAGCAGGGAUUCACCUCAUCGUCCCUCGAACUUCUGAUAAGACUGUUUUUUGAGCGAAUGAAUAGAAGUCUGAGUGAAUCUGCAAUAUUCGCUGCAUUCAGAGACCACGAUGAAGACGGUGUACGAAGAAUGAUGUCUGGACUAUCUACAUAUGUUUUGACACGAUGCCAUGACUUGAAUUACGAGAGUGUCUUGUCAGAUACUGGUAGAUCUGACGAUGAAGUAUUUGCACGUAGAGUGUCUGUCCUAAAUGUUAUUGGAUUCGAUCUAGAAGAAUUGGGAUUGGUUGUGCAUAAUCGCGCAGCGUUGAAGGAUUUGGUUAAGGCUGCUGGAAUAGAACUGACGAGAUUUGAACGUGCCCGAUGCCCACAGCAGAAACUGUCUGCUGUUGUGCGAGCUCAUAGAUGUAUAGCUGAAGCGAUACCGCUGUUAGAUAUUCAUGAAAUGGAUGAUGAUCCUUUAAACAUACAGCAGCGCAAGUCUAAUGCUGAUGACAUGCUGCCUGUGUUCAUAUAUGUGUUGCAUCGAGUCAACAUACCGCAUCUUAAGACAAACCAACGAUACGUCCUCCACUUCUGCCCUCCGAUAAACAUGGCUGGAGAUGCCUCGUACUGCUGGACGAAUUUCUGUGCUGCCAUAUCCUUUUUGGAAUCGUUUGAUUUGAGAGAACUUGGUUUGGAUGCUGAAAUCCUGGCCGGACUGACGAUUGAACCAAAACAACUGUGGGAUCCGUUAGCAAGAAGUCCGUACAGAGAACCGAGACCCCAGCAGCAUCCCUCUUCAACAACAACCGCAAACACAUCACCAUCUGCAUCAUCUGUAGCACCACAAUCAUCAAACUACUCGUCAAUGAUAACGAAUGGUGUAUCUGGAGUUGUGAACGGGGUAGUAGGAGCAGGUCUUGGAGUUUUGGAUGUAGGGAGUAGUGUAGCUUCUAAUUUAUGGCCAUUCAGUGUGAGACGCGUGCCCUCCACGAUGGCAAUUGGUAGCAGCAGUAGUACAUAUGCGAAGGAAGCUUUGAAGGAAUCGCCGCUUGUGACGAUGACUACAACGGAAGGAAGUGUUGAUACAGAUGGAUUGCCUUAUUCGCCGACGAGGAGGAGGGAGAUGCGGUUGGCUGAGGGGAAGAGUGAUAAACAACAGUUGUAA